Molecule: messenger RNA, 1746 nt
Organism: Acipenser ruthenus (sterlet)
Lineage: Eukaryota; Metazoa; Chordata; Actinopteri; Acipenseriformes; Acipenseridae
Product: heat shock protein beta-1-like
Exons: 3
Coding region: 110-724 (204 amino acids)
Biological process (GO): protein refolding; response to heat
Molecular function (GO): protein folding chaperone
Source: RefSeq, a predicted model, not a curated record
GCAGCCAAGCAACUGCCGUUACUGACGACCCACGAGCACAGAGAGAAAGCUGAAAGAGAAGACAGAAAACUUUUUUUAUUCUACCUGGAAGUACAGUAUCCUCUUCAUCAUGUCUGAGCGUCGCGUUCCCUUCACCUUCCUUCGUAGCCCUAGCUGGGACCCGUUCCAAAACUGGUACCAGGGAAACCGGCUCUUCGACCAGAACUUUGGCAUGCCUACCACCUGUGCCAUGCCUGAAGAAUGGUACACGUGGGCAAGCACUCACUGGCCGGGAUACAUGCGCCCCCCGGUUGCGGGUCUACCGAUAGACGCAGCGGCAGCGACCCAUGCUCAAAUGGACCAAGCCCCCAUCAUGCCGCCAAGUCCUUUCCAUUACCCUCGCGUCAUGAACCGCCAGUUGAGCAGCGGGAUGUCUGAAAUUAAACAGACUGCGGACCACUGGAAGGUCAGCCUGGACGUCAGCCACUUUUCACCAGAGGAAAUCGUGGUGAAGACCAAAGACGGCGCAGUCGAAAUUACCGGAAAACAUGAAGAGAGGAAAGAUGAACACGGAUACAUUUCAAGAUGUUUUACUAGAAAGUACACACUGCCCUCUGGAUGUGAUGGGAGCCAAGUCGCGUCAACUCUGUCUCCUGACGGAGUGCUGACAGUGGAGACUCCCCUACCCAAACCAGCCAUUCAGGCUGCCGAGGUCACGAUCCCAAUCACUGCUGCGAAGAAAUGAGGAACCAGCAUCUUCCAUCUGAAUGUAAAGAGCAACUCCUGCCUUGAAUACACUCAAAGCAAAAGAAGUGAUUGUAACAACAAUUUAUCUAUAUUGUGACCAUAUAGUAACAGCACAUGUUCUAAAUUGAUUUAUGCAAUGGGAAUUAGUAAAACAUUUUGUACUAUUGCAACAUGAAGUAAUCUAAUAGUAUUCAGAUUGCUUGUCUUUUUAAUGUGUAGUACACUAUCAAUCCCUGGAUUGAUGAAAUUGUAGUGAUAUGUUAUGUUAUGUUUUGCAAUCUAGGUGGUAGAGUAAGUUUGACUAAUAAACUUUUUUUUUUUUAAUUCUAAAAACAUAUUAUGUGGUAUAAUAAGUCCUGUGCAGCAAAAUCAGUAUGUAUGUAUAUGUGUUGGUAUGUAUGCAUGCAUGUACAGUAUGUGUAUGUUAUCAAUGAUGGAAGCCCCCUCUUGAGACAAUGUUGCAGUAAUGUGCAGUCAGUCUAUGAGGUGGUCCGAACAGACAAGGAAAAAAGAAAGAUCUAAAAGGCUUAUAUUGAACAAGAACACAAAGAGCCUGUUCUUUUCUUUACUAAGUUAAAGACAUGACACUCAAUAAUUCUUAAGAUGAAUAAUUCAUUUUACAUCCAGUCGUGUGUUCAAGUGAUUUGUUUCUGUUUUAUGUAUAUUUUUAUGCUUCAAAAACAAAUCAAGCAAGUUUGAAUUUCCAGGUUUAUUUUGAAGUGUAUUAUUUUUUACAUUAGCUAUUUAUACUAAUGCAGCUGCAGUCCUGCCUGAAUACCAGGAUCUCAGCAUUCAAACCAGCGCCUCUUCAGGGAUGGAUCAAGACUCAUUACACAGAUACCUCUUGUAUUAUUAAUGUAGAAAAUGCAGCCACUCAGCUUUAGAGUACAAUACUUGUAUUUGCACUGUCUAUGCACUCAAACUGUAGUCAAUCAUAAUUAUAAUGCCUGACCCUUUAAAGACAAGGUUGUUUUUGGACUGCUGUCUAAAACAAAUAAUAAAUCCAUCUUUCAUUGUUGA